CAGUCUGAAGUGGCUGGUGAUGAAGAUGUAUUUGAACUGUCACAGCAGAAUGAAGAUCAGGGCGCUCUGGUAACAUCUAAUGCAGAACAAGAGAUGGUUUCAUCAUCAUCACAAUCAUCCCAACAAAGUAUCCCAGAUGAAGAAAUCAGUAUCUCGUCCGACGAGGUAGAGGAACAGCAACGGAGAAGGCAGCUACUGAACAAUACCAUUAGCAGUUUAUCUGGAGGAAGAAUUUCACCCAUUCUGUCAAUUUUGAAUACGUCUUGGGAUGAUAUAUCGACAACACAGCAAAAGUACUAUUUGCGAAAGGCCAAAGAAAACAUCUGCACAGCACUUUCGGUCCUUAGCCCUGGACAGGAAGAGGAAUUAUGGACCACUCUUCGACAGGAAAGA
Porites lobata is the source of this 393-nucleotide messenger RNA. NCBI's taxonomy places the organism in Eukaryota, Metazoa, Cnidaria, Anthozoa, Scleractinia, Poritidae. The record is from the annotation of a GenBank genome assembly.